CUCUCUCUCUCUCUCUCUCUCUCACAAGCUCUGAAGAAAGAUGCUGAAAUAUUUUUGUUGCAGUUGUGGUGAAUCAAGAACAAACCAGAGUUUUAACAAGAGUACUUCACAUCCAUGGGAGGCAUACAACUUGAAAGAACUCCUCCAUGCAACAAACAACUUCCAUGAUGAAAACAAGCUUGGAGAAGGUGGCUUUGGUACUGUCUAUUGGGGCCGAAACAAUAAAGGCGUUGAGAUAGCGGUGAAACGGCUCAAGUCAAUGACUGCAAAAGCGGAGAUGGAGUUUGCAGUGGAAGUGGAGAUUUUAGGAAGAGUGAGACAUAAAAAUUUACUAGCUCUCCGGGGUUUUUAUGCCGGUGGAGAUGAAAGACUCAUUGUCUAUGAUUACAUGCCUAAUCAUAGUCUUGUCUCUCAUCUCCAUGGUAAACUUGCCUCUGAAGUUAAAUUAGAUUGGAAUCGAAGAAUGAGUGUUGCUAUUGGAGCAGCCGAAGGUCUAUUGUAUUUGCAUAGUGAAGUGAGUCCUCAUAUAAUACAUAGAGACAUAAAGGCGAGCAAUGUGUUAUUAGACUCAGACUUUAAUGCUAAAGUUGCCGAUUUUGGGUUUGCAAAACUAGUUCCGGAUGGCAUGACUCAUGUGACCACAAAAGUGAAAGGAACACUUGGGUACUUGGCUCCGGAGUAUGCAAUGUGGGGGAAAGCAUCAAAUAGUUGCGAUGUUUAUAGUUUCGGAAUACUACUUCUAGAAUUAGUAACCGGUCGGAAACCGAUCGAGAAACUUCCCGGUGGUAUAAAGCGGGAUAUUGUGCAUUGGGUGACACCGAUGAUUGAAAAUGGACGAUGGAGUAAUAUCAUUGAUCCAAGAUUAGGUGGAAAAUAUGAUCCGAUGCAAUUGAGGAAUGCGGUGGUUUUGGCGAUACGGUGUACUAACGGUGAUUCAGAGAGCCGACCGACGAUGAUGGAGGUGGUGGAGUUCCUUAGAGGUGGAAUGAAGGAUGUGAGGAAGAAGGAGGUGGUGGUGAUGAAGAAUGGAUUGGAUGAUCAUGAAGAUUAUGAAGAUGAUUAUGAUAUAGGGGUGAGUCAAACACCUGAUCAACAGUGUGCAAAGUCAAGCUAUAAGUUAUCAAGGUAAUGAACAUAAAAAAAUUAUUAUGUUGGUUAAUUGUUUAAUAUGCCUGUGUGUGUGAUUGGGAGUUAUAGUUUGCUGCCAAUAUAUUUGUUUAAUUAUUUUAUAAAAAUAAUAUGAUGGCUUUAUGACUUCAAUGAUAUUAUGGCUCAGCUUUG
Molecule: messenger RNA, 1281 nt
Organism: Dioscorea cayenensis subsp. rotundata (Guinea yam)
Lineage: Eukaryota; Viridiplantae; Streptophyta; Magnoliopsida; Dioscoreales; Dioscoreaceae
Product: PTI1-like tyrosine-protein kinase At3g15890
Exons: 4
Coding region: 41-1129 (362 amino acids)
Biological process (GO): protein phosphorylation
Molecular function (GO): ATP binding; protein kinase activity
Source: RefSeq, a predicted model, not a curated record